This is a messenger RNA of Oldenlandia corymbosa var. corymbosa, 1848 nucleotides long. Lineage: Eukaryota; Viridiplantae; Streptophyta; Magnoliopsida; Gentianales; Rubiaceae. The record is from the annotation of a GenBank genome assembly.
CAGCUGUACAUAAGUCAUUUGCUUGGGCUGAACUGAGGGCAUCAAGCUGAUCUUAGCCUGCCCAUGAAAUCUGAAUCUAUGAAUCAGCCCAUAUAAAGAGGCCAUCCCAACAGUAUAAACUGGGAAUCAAAAUCAAGCACCUUUUGCUUAUGAAAUUGGACAAAGAGCAAAGAUAGAUAAGUGGGACCCAAUCAAACUCAAAUGAUUGCCAGCCUUACAAUCUUGGGAGCUUGGCGCCCAGACGUAAUCUAUGGCCACCCGCCCAUCUCCCAGAAAUGAUCAAUCCACUCCCCUCCUUCCCCAAUUGAAUAUUCGGCCCCAAUAAUAAUUUAACUUUAAGGAAAAACAAAAUCAAAUUCUUCUACUACAUACAAUUACGUAGUAGUAAUAAGGAUCGCCAUGGCCGCCGCUGCAUCAACAACAGUACAGCAUCAUCUAUUCACCGGCUCAAUCUCUCGCCGCCUGUCCCCUUUUCAAUUAUGUGUUCUGAAUCCCAAGUACUCCGGCAAACGCUGCCUGAAGGGGAGGAAUAAUGGCCGGCAAACCGGAGGAGGAGGAGCCGCCGGAGUCCGGUGCAUGGCGGUGGAAACCACUGCAUCAGAAGCUAAGCCCACCAGGAAGGGUUAUGAAAUCCAGACUCUGACAAGUUGGCUGCUGAAGCAGGAACAAUCUGGGGUCAUUGAUGCAGAGCUUACUAUUGUGCUUUCAAGUAUUUCAAUGGCGUGCAAACAAAUUGCUGCCUUGGUUCAAAGGGCUAGCAUUUCUAACCUUACCGGAGUUCAAGGUGCUGUUAACGUUCAAGGUGAAGAUCAGAAGAAACUGGAUGUUGUCUCCAAUGAGGUUUUUUCUAAUUGUUUGAGAUCGAGUGGCAGAACAGGGAUCAUUGCGUCGGAGGAGGAGGAUGUUCCGGUGGCGGUGGAGGAGAGUUACUCCGGCAACUACAUUGUGGUAUUUGACCCUCUUGAUGGAUCAUCCAACAUUGAUGCUGCUGUCUCCACUGGCUCUAUCUUCGGGAUCUACAGUCCUAAUGAUGAGUGCCUUGCAGAUACUGAGGGCGAUGAUCCCACGCUAGACCAAGUGGAACAGAGAUGCAUUGUGAAUGUAUGCCAACCAGGGAACAAUCUUCUUGCUGCAGGCUACUGCAUGUACUCCAGCUCUGUAAUCUUCGUUCUGACAUUAGGAAACGGUGUAUUUGCCUUCACAUUGGACCCAAUGUAUGGAGAAUUCGUACUCACACAAGAAAACAUCCAAAUUCCAAAGGCCGGGAAGAUCUACGCCUUUAAUGAAGGCAACUACCAAUUGUGGGACGACAAGUUGAAGAAGUACAUUGAUGAUCUCAAGGACCCUGGUCCAAGUGGGAAGCCUUAUUCAGCUCGUUACAUCGGCAGUUUGGUUGGUGAUUUCCACAGAACAUUAUUAUACGGUGGGAUUUACGGGUACCCGAGAGACAAGAAGAGCAAGAACGGGAAGCUGAGGCUUUUGUAUGAAUGUGCUCCGAUGAGCUUCAUUGUGGAACAAGCUGGUGGUAAAGGAUCAGAUGGAAGCAAGAGGAUUCUUGAUAUUGAACCUGUUGAGAUACAUCAACGAGUUCCUUUGUACAUUGGAAGUGUGGAGGAAGUAGAGAAAUUAGAAAAGUAUUUAUCUUAAUCAUCAAUGGUAUAGUAACGGAAGGCUAUUUUCUGCGAAAAUGUAAAUGCUCUCCUCUGCUAGCUCUUUUUUUGGAGGACUGUAAUUUUCUUGUGUAUCCAUGAAAAAUGCAUAAAUGGCAAAGGAUAAUUUUCAUUUGGGUUCACUUUUGCUGGUUCAAAACAAUUUCAUUAGUCAUUACUUGCACCCGAGACCUUGUUC